AUGUCCGCCGAUGUCUACGUUCCUGGCGUCGCAGCCUGGUCGCACGAAGUCGCAGGGGAGUCGCAGGGUGUUCCGCAAACGAGGGGUAGCACGGACGAGUCGCCGAAUCUAGCAGCGGACGUUGACAGUAAUGCCGUAACUUGUAGCAGCGCUGUUGACGGCGUCGUUCACGGCGCCAGAGGCGGUUCAAGCCUGGGGGAGAGGGUGCCGGUUGCGGAGUCGAGCCGCGGUCUCUCUGGCUCAAAACCUAUCAUUGGCGACUCGAAACCUGUUACGGAACGACACGUGUCAUUUUCCGAUCCAUCCACCCCACGACAGACGGGGACAGGCUCUCGAGUCGGUCUUUCCUCCUCCGCAACUUUCGCGCCGCUCUCCCUCCCCCCGCCAUCCCCGCUCUCCCUCCCCUUCGCGUCCCCCCGACCACUCUCCGCUUCCUCCCCACUCUCCCUUCCCCCUUCCACUCUCCCCUCCAUCUCUCUUCCCUCCUCCUCUCUCCCCCCGCCCUCCCCACUCUCGCUCCCAUCCUCGUCGUCGCUCCCCUUCCCCUCGCCGUCCGAACUCUCUUUGGCUUCCGCUUCCCCCUACCUGCACUACCGGGGGGUGCGCCAGCGCCCGUGGGGGAAGUGGGCGGCGGAGAUUCGAGACUCCGCGAAGAGCGCGCGCGUGUGGUUAGGGACGUACGCGACGGAGGACGAAGCGGCUUUCGCGUACGACGCGGCGGCGCUCGCGAUUCGCGGAUCACGCGCGAGAGUGAACUUCGAAGGGAGUCGUGAAUACGCGGCGCAAUUCGCGGAGGUCUUGGCGAAAAACGGUGGAAAAGUCGAUCGACGGCUGCAGAUUGCUCUCGGGAUCGAGACGAUGAGGCUUAUUAGGGAAGGCGCGGCGAAACACGUGGCAAGCUUACAGAGCGCCACGUCGGAACUUUGCAGGCCGUUCAGGGGCUUGAGGUCGCGGCGGAGGAAAGUGAGUGUUGGGGGGGCAAGCGCGGGGGUUAGCUGCGGCGGCAGCGCGGGGGAGGAGAUUGGCAGGGGCAUUGGCGAAACCAUGGGGGGAGGGGGAAAUGUCUCGGCGGAGGAGGCGGAGUUACGGGGGAACGUCUCAGCGGAUGUUCCUAUGACGACCGACUCGGAUUGCAAAGCGGAGGCAGGCAGAGAGAUAUUGACUGGGGGGGAGGGAGGGAAGGUGCUUCGAGUGGGGGAGCAAGAUACGGAGGGAGGGUUGAAACACAAAAAGCAGGAGCAUCAACAGCAGCAAAUACGGCUAGGGCAGCAGCAUCAAUUGGGGCAGCAAAAUCAACCGGGGCAACAUAAUCAAUCGGGGCAGCAACAAUUACUGCAGGAGCAACCCCCAGCGCACGCUGCAAAACUUGAAGCUCAGAAAGAUAUGAUUGGCUUGGGGGAAAUUGAUCUCCUCUUUGCUGCCCGUGGUGGGCGUCGGAGCAACCAAAGCUGCCCUCCAAACGUUCUCAACGAUUGGAUGGGAGCAGACGACGAAAUGUUUUGGAGUGCCCUAGGGGAGGGUACCGGGGGAGCGUUUUCGGGGAUGGGGGAGGGAGGAGGCAGCUACACGGGCGGUUGGGGUUCGGAUUCGGCUACAGUAACAGCAACUACAGUAACCGCGACUACAGUAACAGCGAAUAGAGCCGCGAUUGCUGCUAUUGAGGAAGGGGACACUGCAGGAGUGGGGGAGAGGGGAGUGGUGGUGAGUGGGAGGGGCGAGGGGGAGGGAAAAGUUGGGGGGGAGGAAAAUGAGAAGAAGGGUGGAGAGGAGGAUAUGAUAGAGUGGAUGCUCAAUCAGGAGGCGCCUGCAAGCUCUCUCUGCCUUGUUACUCCCGCUUCCGCCAUGGAUAGACAACAAGCUAUUACUGCACCUAACACUGCAGUCGGCACUGCAGCUGGUACUGUAGCAUGCAAUGUAGCAGGCAGUGCAGCGACAGCACCAGGCACCAAUCUCCCUGUCACCGUGGCAAGAAGUGCCCUUCACUGCUAUUACAUCUCCCUGACCCCACUCGGACACCAAUGA
Closterium sp. Naga37s-1 is the source of this 2022-nucleotide messenger RNA. NCBI's taxonomy places the organism in Eukaryota, Viridiplantae, Streptophyta, Zygnematophyceae, Desmidiales, Closteriaceae. The record is from the annotation of a GenBank genome assembly.